This is a messenger RNA of Monodelphis domestica (gray short-tailed opossum), 2693 nucleotides long. RefSeq names its product NDRG family member 3 (gene NDRG3). NCBI's taxonomy places the organism in Eukaryota, Metazoa, Chordata, Mammalia, Didelphimorphia, Didelphidae. The record is from RefSeq and is a predicted model, not a curated record.
CCAAUCCAAUAGCUCAAGGAACCUGGAAAGCUGUUUACUUCUGCUUUAAAAUUCUCUUCUUGGCCUACAGGGCUGACACACUCUGAUGUGAGCAGGAAAUUUCCUAUAGAUGAAGCCUUGCUGACCCAGAUGCAGGAAAUUGGAUAAUUGGUUAUUUGGUGACCUGACCACAAAAUCUGAUCCACGAUCAAGAUCCUUGGGGUAACAUUCCACUCCAGAUGAAUCCUCAGCCUAGCUCUUCACAAUCAGAUCGACAUCUCAAAAGUUUAAAUCUCAAGCCAAAUGUUACCCCAGCUCCCCCUAGUGAAGGAAGAGGUCCUAAAGGUUCAGCAGGCAGGAGGCAAUUAGAAGGCCCGGAGCAUGACAUAGAAACAGCUCAUGGCGUGGUACAUGUCACCAUGCGAGGAUCACCGAAGGGGAACAGACCAGUUAUUCUCACUUAUCAUGACAUUGGCCUAAACCAUAAGUCCUGUUUUAAUGCAUUCUUUAACUUUGAAGACAUGCACGAAAUCACCCAACACUUUGCUGUAUGCCACGUGGAUGCUCCAGGCCAGCAGGAAGCUGCACCCCCUUUCCCAACAGGGUACCAGUACCCUACCAUGGAUGAGCUGGCUGAAAUGCUGCCUGCUGUCUUAACUCAUUUAAACCUGAAAGGUAUCAUUGGAAUCGGAGUUGGAGCUGGUGCUUAUAUCCUCAGCAGGUUUGCUCUCAAUCAUCCGGAGCUUGUGGAAGGCCUUAUGCUCAUCAACAUUGACCCCUGCGCCAAAGGCUGGAUUGACUGGGCAACCUCCAAGUUCUCAGGCUGGACAACCAACAUCGUAGACAUUAUUUUGGCUCACCACUUUGGGCAGGAAGAACUGCAGGCCAAUCUUGACCUGAUCCAGACAUAUCGACUCCACAUUGCUCAAGACAUUAACCAAGAAAACCUACAGCUGUUCUUGGGAUCAUAUAAUAGCCGCAGAGAUCUGGAGAUUGAGAGGCCUGUUCUGGGCGUUAAUGACAACAGAACAAAAACUCUGAAGUGUCCUACAUUAUUGGUGGUGGGAGAUAGCUCGCCUGCAGUUGAAGCUGUGGUUGAAUGCAACGCUCGCCUGGACCCUAUGAACACAACCCUACUGAAGAUGGCAGACUGUGGAGGAUUGCCUCAAGUGGUCCAGCCUGGGAAGUUGACUGAAGCCUUCAAAUACUUUGUGCAGGGAAUGGGCUAUAUCCCGUAUGUGCAGCUCAGCCACCUGAGCACCGAGUCAGUUCCGUCGGCCAGCAUGACCCGGCUCCUCCGCUCACGUACUCACUCCACGUCGAGCAUAGGCUCCGGAGAAAGCCUCUACAGUCGGUCUCUCGCCAGCACGCAGUCAGAGGGAACCCCGGGAGCCCUUGAGUCCGCCGACAUCCUAGACAGACCGCAGACCAUGGAGGUGUCCUGCUAAGCAGAUGCGCCUCUUCUGGACUCAUCCGAGUCCCCAGCUGACCCCCCGCCCCCAUAAUAUAGCAUUUCAUCCAGGAAACUGGCACUUCCUGUCCUGACUCAUGCAUGGCCACCUGUAACCUCUUUGUUAGCCUGGAUUGAGGAUUCUUUUAGCCUUUCUUUUGUACAUAUCCAGUGACAGCCCCAUGGUCACAUAACAUUCCAGUCUUAGCAGAUAAUGUCCUUGCCAGCUUUCCCUGUGCUUCCUCAACUAUAUAUCAGAUAAGAUUCUCUGAUCCCAGUUCUCCGUGCGUGUGAGUGGUGUGAAAGCGUGCGUGCGUGAGUGUGAGUGUAGUUCUGUGAAUUUAGAAUCACUUUCUUGUUGAGCUUCUGCGAAGGAAAACAAGGGACUUGUUCUUUCCUGUCUGUUCUCAGUGGUGUUUUCAGGAGAGAAAACGCAGAACAAACUUCGUUCGGUUAGGCCAGCAAGCGCGCUUGUGCUGUGUAGCGCUCACUUCCGUGACGUUGGUUUGCGAGCUUACGUGAAUUCAGAGUAGUGCUGAGGAAUAGAAAAGGUCAGAUUUUGCAUUUGUACCUCUCCUUAAGGAUAAAGGGAAAGCCUCUUGCACAUAGAGGAAAGAGAGGCCAGCCUGGUGCUUCUGUUCAAGUGAAUCCACAUACACUAUUUAUUCUCCAGCCAAAAAAGUGGGAGCAAGUAUUCUCCCCCAAGAGCCUAUGAGCAGGGGCAGUCCUGAUGCAGUGGAGUCGUUUUUAAAGCCGCACGUAUACUUGCCAGACUGGCUGCGGAGCGGAAGGGACGGUUGUUCAGACGACUCGGGAGAAGCCCUCCCGUGCCCGGCGAGGGGGGCUCCUCCAGAUUACAGUCCACCUCUUCCAACCAAAUGGGAGGCCAUGGAUGAAAGGAGUUCUGUAGGCGUUGCGGUGGUACCCAAACAUCACUGUGUUCAGGCAGACCUUAUGCAAACUCCAUUAAAAAUGACAUUAAAAACAAGUGUCUGAAAGAUCCUUUGCCUCGUGACCUCCCUUUUUGUGAGCAGGAAGGUGCUUCCAAGGGGAAAUCUUCCCCCCGGUCUUGCGUGGAGAGAGCCCCAGCGCAAGGCCCCGCCCUGCCUUUCUCGAUGACAAAUUCGUUGCCCAGGUGGCUGGGUGCUAAGCAUGGGGGGCCUUUGGGAGUAGAUGGCUUUAAACUGAAGAAAUAGGAAAGGAGCCACUGCUAGAGUACAACUUUUUACAGAUUAUUAAUAAAGCUCUAUAUGUCUCAUUGUUA